This is a messenger RNA of Didymodactylos carnosus, 780 nucleotides long. The record is from the annotation of a GenBank genome assembly. Lineage: Eukaryota; Metazoa; Rotifera; Eurotatoria; Philodinida; Philodinidae.
GGACUUUUCUUCAGGUAAGGUAUGGACAAAAAGUUCACAGAACUUUUGUAAGCAAUAUAUCUCUGCAACCACUGAAGUAAACUUGACAAAUAAAUAGUCAUUUUAAACAGCAUUUAAAACUGUACUUAUGGUAUAAAAAUAAAGGUGAUUGCUCAAGAAAUAAGAAAGAUAUGCAUGUAAGAAUAUUAUACACCUUUUUUUAGGAAAACUUUUUACACUUCUUGCAAAAAUCUUUGCAUUACAUAUUUAGUCAGUUUUCGAUCAUGUAUAAUUCAUUCGAGAGAAUCAAAAAUACCCACAAGUGACAAGGUCACAUAGUCAGAACAGAAAGAAAAGAUAACGGUUACACAUUCUACACUAACAACAAAUUGAACUAUGCAUAAGAUAAGAAGAGAAAGAACUUAUUUGAAAAGAAAUGGCUCGUUGCUACCAAGCAACAACGAAAAGAUUGUUCUUACUUCCGGACAACUUGAAAAUUUAAUUACCCGCGUACGUAUUAACCAAAUGGAAGAAGAUGGAUUUUCUCGGAAACAAAUUGAAAAAAGAUUAAAUUGUAAUCAUAAUACUAUAAUCAAAUGGGGAAAAAUUUUAGUUACUGAUUCAAAAGUUUUUUUAUUAUCUGAUGGUCGUAAUCCAAAACAUCAUGGACGAUGGGUCUUCGACAGUGAAGAAUUAGAUUUAUGGGAGGUGGAUAAGUAUUCCAAGGGAUUACAUGUUUAUGGUGGUAUGACAAGUAAAGGAUUAUCACAAUUGGUUUUUAUCAAUGGUAUUAUUGAUUGA